Pseudogymnoascus destructans is the source of this 2905-nucleotide messenger RNA. RefSeq lists its product as uncharacterized. Lineage: Eukaryota; Fungi; Ascomycota; Leotiomycetes; Thelebolales; Thelebolaceae. The record is from RefSeq and is a predicted model, not a curated record. The coding region runs from base 981 to 2690 and encodes 569 amino acids. The transcript has 2 exons.
GGUCCAGUACCAUGGUACUGGACCACCGUCCAGUGCGGAGUACAACCUUCUUUUCCCCCAUUCUCACCAUCUUACGCCCAGCCUUUGACCAGUCGCUACCCGAAUUUUCUCUCACCGCAACUGGCCUUUUUACAAUGCCGCCGCUUGAAAUUUGCCCGUGUCAAGUCAGCCUAAGCCUCGUUAUCGCUGGUCCUGUCUGUGUCCUCAUCCCCGAGUCGCCCCCCUCCGCCACUCAACCUACCCUUGCAUCUCCACAUCGCCGCCUGCUCUUAUCUACCCUGCCGCUACUCGCAAGGUACAGCCCACUUCCUUCCCUCCAGUGCUAUCAUUCCCCUCCUUCCCUCCCUCCCUCCUUGCCUCCUUGCCUCCUUGCCUCCUUGCCUCCUUCCCUCCUUCCCUCCUUCCCUCCUUCCCUCCUUCCUUCCCUCCUUCCCUCCUUCCCUCCUUCCCUCCUUCCCUCCUUCCCUCCUUCCCUCCUUCCCUCCUUCCCUCCUUCCCUCCUUCCCUCCUACCCUCCUACCCUCCGUCAACCAUCCAGAGCUAUCAAAUAACUCGCUGACCCACCUGCCUCCCCCCCAUCCGACUCCACCCAACCUCACUAACAAAGACGCCCAUCUCACUCGUGCCCUACUGCAAUGCAAUAGCAUGGAGUGCCGCCUCUCCUCGCAUUCCCCAAUCUCCUGUCGCAUGCCUACCUUAACCCUCGAAUAUCACCACCGAGAACCCCCAUCGACCUCGUCGACGCCACUGCUCUACACCGACGCCCAUCCGCCUUGCAACGGCGCCGCCGCCAAAGACUCUCCGCCUGCGCCCUUCCCCCCGCCAAGUCUCCUCGACGAAAGCGAAAUACACACUCCCACGAACCCUCACGCGAGCAUUGCCCCCCAUAAACACCUCCUGCGACCACCCUCACCACCCGCCUGUCUCCCGGUGGAGGCGGGAGGGCAAACAACACCGACGCCGCCACCAAAACCGUGGCCAUGACGGCGUUCUGGACGGCGCCGCCACCGGCGCGCACCUUCAACGACGACAAGGCCACGCUGAUUGUGUGCUGGUGGUGCACCAUAUUCGCCAUAACCAUCAUCGUUUUCCGCGUUACGGGGCGCUAUCUCAGGACUGAGAAGCUGUUCCCCGAGGAUAUCAUCGCCUUCCUGUGCAUUAUACCCAUACUGGCAAGGAUGGCCAUGGUCCAUGUUGUGUUGCUCUGGGGCACGAAUAAUGUGAUCACGGAUGGCUUGAGCCAACAAAAUAUUUCACAUAGGGAGAUAGGCAGCCGCUUGGUGCUAGGGAGUAGGAUAUUUUAUGCUGCUUCCCUGUGGAUGCUCAAACUCUCUAUUGCUGAAUUCCUGAAGCGCUUCACACAAAACAUCUGGCGCUCAACACACGAGCUCGUCUUACGGCUCAUGUACUACUACCUCGGCGCAACCAUGAUUGCCGUCCUGAUCGCCGACCUCGCCGAGUGCCACCCCGUCACGCACUACUGGCAAGUCGUCCCCGACCCCGGCCCCGAAUGCCGACAAGGCUACGCCCAACUCAUCACCAUGGCCGUAGCCAACGUCACCACCGACCUCCUCCUCGUCAUCUUCCCCAUCCCCCUCAUCUUCAACUCCCACAUGCCACUCCCGCGCAAAACAAUGCUCACCAUCCUCUUCGGCCUCUCCCUUAUCCCCAUCGGCAUCACCCUCUGCCGCGCCCACUACGUCAUCCAUCACCAGGGCGCUCAACACCAUCGCUCCCUCUGGGCCAGCAUCGAGAUCCUCUUCGCCACCGCCGUCGCCAACGCCCUCGUCAUCGGCUCCUUCGUCCGCGACAAGGGCGUCAAGAAACACAAGUACAAACUCGGCUCCUCAGGUUCCAUGGAGCGCACCCUCUCCUCCCGCCGCGGCCGCGGCUACGGCCCCGGCGCAGUGGCAUACUGGGGCAGCGACGAGGAGCUCGUCCGCGGCCUCGGCAUCGGCGUCGACGCCGACCUGCGCCCUGAUAGCGGCGCAUCUAUCGCGCGUCCCGCGCCAGUCGCAGAGCCCGGCGCAGGCGUGGACAGGAAUUGGCGCUUCCCCUCGCAGCGACGCAGCGACGUGUCGGACGUUGAGACGGUGCGCGACUCUACGACGCGCCAAGAGUACAACUUCUUCGAUGUCGGCGGCCUGCUUGGUCCGGAAUCGCCGCCGCCGGCUAAUAAACGCAUAGGCCCUUCGCGGAGGGGGAGCUUAGCGGGCCCGACGCCGUCGUGGAGGGGGUCGACGAUGGUGCCGCCGAGGUGGCGGAGCGCUUCGCCGUUUGAUAACUUUCCGGCCCCUGUGGCGGCUCCGCGGGAUGACUCGGCGGAUACGGGGGGCACGGCGGUGUUUUUGCAGGAUGUGGGGGGGUUGAUGGAGGAUGCGCCGCGGACGGCAUCGCAGGUGGCGCAGGCGGGGUUGGCGAGGAGGGCGAGCGAGGGGGUGUUGUUGAGGGGAUGGAGUUUUAGGAGGAGGGAGGAGAAGGGGGUGGAGAUGCAAAGCCUUGGUGGCAGAGAUGGUGAAGGGAGGGGGACUGCGGUGUUGGGGGUGCAAAUGGCAUCUGCACCGUCAAGUCCUCAGAAUGGUGGGGCUAAUAACAGUAGUCCCAAUGCGGAGGCUGGGAGAGGGAUACGGAGGAGUAGGGAGGAUGGGAUGGACCUUAAUGACGUGGGUGGGCUGCUUUUUGUGAUUUGAUGUUAUGAUUGGCGUUUUAGGAGCGGGGGGGUGCAUAACCUCCUGGCGGUUUUGGGUGAGGAGGUGGCGGAUAAGUAUACCCUGCAUGUAUGGAUGCAUAUAUAGCGAUUAUGAUGGACGGGGGAAAGAAGGGGAGGGGGUAAAUAAGUAAAUAGGGGUAAAUAAGUAAAUAGUGGUAAAUAAGUAAAUAGGGGUAAAUAAGUAAAUAGGGGUAA